Phialemonium atrogriseum is the source of this 876-nucleotide messenger RNA. Its product is annotated as S-adenosyl-L-methionine-dependent methyltransferase. Bases 1 to 876 code for a protein of 291 amino acids. The record is from RefSeq and is a predicted model, not a curated record. Gene Ontology annotation, molecular function: S-adenosylmethionine-dependent methyltransferase activity. The transcript is spliced from 3 exons. Lineage: Eukaryota; Fungi; Ascomycota; Sordariomycetes; Cephalothecales; Cephalothecaceae.
AUGACGACGCCUCCCCACCACCUUCCAACGGCUGCUUCCGAAGGGUUCAAGGACGCUAGCGCGUACGAUGCUUACCGACCAUCGUACUCAUCUGAAGCCGUGGACAGGUUUCUGGCACAUCUCAAGAUUGCCGACCGAGCCAAUGUAAACGUUGUGGAAAUUGCGUCCGGGACCGGAAAGUUCACCGAGCUGCUCGCUGAGAGGCACGAAAACUACAACGUCCUUGCCACUGAGCCUCUCGAGAGCAUGAGAGGCCAAUUGGUCGCAAAGAAGCUAAGAAACGUUACGGUCCUGGACGGCCAUGCAGCGAAACUGCCCGUCGACGAUGGAUGGGGGGACGCAUGCAUCGCCGCCCAAUCAUUCCAUUGGUUCGCCACCGGGGAGGCGCUCAGGGAGAUACGCCGCGUCCUGAAGCCUAAGGCUGUAUUUGGCAUGAUAUGGAACAUCGAGGACUACAACAAGCCGAAGUCGUGGAAGGCGACGACCUCGUGGGAAGCCAAGCUGAACGAAUGGAUCUGGUCCAUAGCAACAGACGGCCUGCCCAGGUUCCGCGACGAGGCCUGGCAAAACGUGUUUGCCGACCAGCUCAAGUUCAACCCAUUCCAGAUCCUGAAAGAUUCCUUGACUGACGGGCUGCCUAGGUUCUCGCUUCCGCUGGGCGAGGACUCGGUGAAAUGGACGGUCUGGCUCUCGGAGGAUGCUCUGUGGGCCCGCAUCAACACCCUGAGCCAGGUUGCCAUCCUCAAGGGGGGAAGGAGGGAGGAAGGCAUUAGGACGUUCAAGCAGGCACUGCAGUCCGAUGACGUGGAGAGAAACGAAAAAGGCCAGAUUGCCCUUCACGGUGUGACAUACUUCGCUUGGACAGAUAGGAUAUGA